AACUCCUCCUAUUAAGGAAGUGCAGAGUCUGAGACGACUGUAGUCCUUUUGCUCUGGUGAUUUUAGAUUUAUUCUCAGUUCAUGGAGAAUUCUGAGUCUUAUUUUCUGCCCUGUGAAAGGAAGUGAUUACUAACUGGACCUACAAAGUUGUGUAUUAACUUUAAACAAACAUGAAAUCAGAGUGUGAUUACUUUUUACCAAAGUGAAAGUGAAACUCUGAACAUUUGGACUGGAGAGAAGAACAACCACAGCAGCAAAAUAAAAUGGCUUCGAAGUUUUCAGAGGAGGAUUUGUCCUGUCCUGUGUGCUAUGAAAUCUUCAAGGAUCCUGUUGUUCUGCGCUGCAGUCACAGUGUGUGUAAAGUGUGUUUGCAGCAGUUCUGGGCGACCAAAGGAUCCAGAGAAUGUCCUAUUUGUAGGAGGAAGUCAUCUAUGACUGAACCUCCAAGAAAUCUUGCCUUAAAGAACCUGUGUGAGACGUUCUUACAGGACAGAAGUCAGAGAUCAUCAGUUUCAGAAACAGUCUGCAGUCUGCACAGUGAGAAACUCAAACUCUUCUGUCUGGACGAUCAACAGCCGGUGUGUUUGGUGUGUCGGGAUUCAAGAAAACACACCAACCACAAAUUCUGCCCAAUUGAUGAGGCAUUAACAGAUUGUAAGGAGGGGCUGAAAACUGCACUGAAGCCCCUACAGGAGAAACUGAAGACCUUUAAAGACUGUAAACUGAACUGGAGUCAUACUGCAGAACAUAUAAAGAUUCAGGCCCAACACACAGAGAGGCGGAUUAAGGAGACGUUUGAGAAGCUUCACCAGUUUCUACGAGAUGAAGAGGCAGCCAGGAUCGCUGAACUGAGAGAGGAAGAGGAGCAGAAGAGUCAGAUGAUGAAGGAGAAGAUUGAGAAGCUGAGCAGAGACAUAGCGUCUCUUUCAGCCACAAUCAGAGCCGUAGAAGAGGAGAUGAGAGCUGAAGACAUCUCGUUCUUACAAAACUACAAGGCCACAGUGAAAAGAGCUCAGAGCACACUGCAGCAUCCAGAGGAGCUUUCAGGAGCAAUGAUCCAUGUGGCAAAACAUCUGGCCAACUUGAAGUUCAGAGUCUGGGAGAAGAUGCAGGAUGCUGUCCAAUACACACCUAUAACUCUGGACCCCAACACAGCUCAUCCUAAACUCAUUGUGUCUGAUGAUCUGACCAGCGUGAGAUUCAGUGAGAAACAGAAUCUUCCUGAUAAUCCAGAGAGAUUUGAUGUGUGUCCUUUUAUCCUCGGCUCUGAAGUCUUUAACUCAGGGACACACUGCUGGGACGUCGAAGUUGGAGACUGUACAAAGUGGUCACUGGGUGUGAUGACAGAAUGUGCUCAGAGGAAGGGAAAUGUAUCCUCCAGAAGUGGAAACUGGUGUGUGUGGAAUAAUGAUGGUAAAUAUAGAGCGUGUACUACACCACAGCAAUCCACACUCCUCUCACUAACGCAGAAACUCCAGAGGAUCACAAUGCAGCUGGACUGGGACAGAGGAAAUCUGUCGUUCUCCGACCCUCUCACUAACACACACAUACACACUUUCAAACACAGAUUUACUGACAAAUUACUGCCAUAUCUAGCUGUUGGUUGUACAAAAUCUCCUCUAAGGAUCCUCCCACUUCAGUGCUCUGUAAGAGUGAAUCAGAUCAGUUAGAUCCAAUACUGUUUUAUUCCAAUUAAUGAAAUAUUGCUGAUGAAAAGAUUCAUAUUCUUUGUGAAAGUCUCUUUUUACUGAAGCACUGAACAUUUCGUUGUGGAAAUUGUUUUAAAGCGUUAUAUCGUUAUUUUGAUUCUUCUUGUCAAGUACAUCAAAAUAACAUGAAAACUCAAAAGAAUAAUAUAAUAUCUAAAAUAUUGAUAUAUAUCUUGAAAUUACAGUUUAUUCAAUGAAAAUGAUGUAAUUUUAAGUUAAAAUAAUGACCUACUAUGUUGAAUAAUGAGUUAUUAAUUCAAAAUAAUGUAAUAUUAUGUUCAAAAAACAACAUUUUUUGCCACAACUUUCAGUUCAGGGCUUCCAGAAACAAAUAAACCACAAUCAUUAAAAAAAUAUGUUUAGAUGUCGAACUCUAUGAAUUAGAUUAUUUUAUUUUAUUCAUACAUAAUUUUAAAUAAAGUGAGACUUUGAAGACUCGUGUCUUUACUGUAUUUGUACUUGUUUGCGCUACGCUGUUAAUCCUGGGAGAAAUGUUUAGCUGGCCGUGUGUGUAAUAUGUGAGGAGGAGAAUUCAAAUUGAACUUUAAGAUUCCCUCCACGGCAUUUUAUGGUUUUGCAAAAAAUCAGAUGGAUUUGUAUGUUAAUCCUGCAUUAGGUGCUGAUUCACAAUUUGAACUAUAAUUCAGAACGAAAUAAAAUCACUUUGUGAAACGUUC
This is a messenger RNA of Pangasianodon hypophthalmus (striped catfish), 2386 nucleotides long. Its product is annotated as zinc-binding protein A33. NCBI's taxonomy places the organism in Eukaryota, Metazoa, Chordata, Actinopteri, Siluriformes, Pangasiidae. Gene Ontology annotation, molecular function: protein binding; ubiquitin-protein transferase activity; zinc ion binding. The record is from RefSeq and is a predicted model, not a curated record. Gene Ontology annotation, biological process: protein ubiquitination. The transcript has 6 exons. Bases 264 to 1670 code for a protein of 468 amino acids.